Molecule: messenger RNA, 2128 nt
Organism: Cotesia glomerata
Lineage: Eukaryota; Metazoa; Arthropoda; Insecta; Hymenoptera; Braconidae
Gene: Ets96B
Exons: 10
Coding region: 162-1994 (610 amino acids)
Biological process (GO): regulation of transcription by RNA polymerase II; cell differentiation
Cellular component (GO): nucleus
Molecular function (GO): sequence-specific DNA binding; DNA-binding transcription factor activity, RNA polymerase II-specific
Source: RefSeq, a predicted model, not a curated record
AAGUCACUCGCGACAGAGUGAAGCUCUCGAUUUUGUUUGGAACAAAGUCGAUCGACUACAAUAGUUCAAAUUUUUCAAAUAUAUAUUUAUGAUUAUUACUUUAUUGGUGUUCGUGAAGGUGUAUGAUGUGAUAAUUUAUAAAAUAGUGAGAAUUAUUUAAAAUGAUGAGCUUGUCUGAUCAAGAAGUUCCCGUUACCAUGGAUUUAGUUAGAAUGACCGAUGGAUUCCCAAGAAUAUCAGAAUCAGUUAAUGGAUUAUUAAAUAUCAAUUACUGCAACACGUACACAAAUACCGAGAAUACAUCUACUGAAAAAACUCAUCAAGCUUCCAACGGAUGUGCAAAUGCAGAUUACCGACAAGAGUCAUGGCUUCAAGAUGGAAGUAGCUGUGAAACCGAAGAUAGUGAACAGUACGUUUCCGAAUUUCAUUCUGCAACAGAAGUUGUCAAACAAGAAUCUUCGAUUAAUUGCCAAAAAAAUAAUGAAUACAAUCAACAAUAUCAUGGAAGUGGACUCAACUUUUUAGAUCUCAGCCCUGCUACUUCUGAUUCAUGUUUUGGUUAUUUGUUGUACAGAAAACCAAGUCCAGGGAGAAAUGAAGUAGCUGAUUGUGUGUCAGUUAAAGAAGAGCCAUCAGACCGUAGUUACAUUGAACCAACAUCACUUACUAACCUUUCGUCACCUAGUUCACAAGACAAUUUAAGUGCACGAAACUUGAUUUACCAGCGACGACAACAAUAUACAAAUAAUUCAUUAAUCACACGAGAUCCACGAGAUUCUCCGACGUCAAGCAGACCAACAAGUACAUCUUCAGUAACAUCACAAUGGCUAACACCAACUCAAUCAAAUCAAUCUACAAUAGAACAAAACUUCGUUUCACGUUCUGAUAACUGGCCAUCGUCAGCGAAUGCCAAUGUUUCUACAAGAAAUAGAUUGAGUCCAACUUGGACUAAAUUGGGAAUUCAAUCUGACAUAAAAACUCCAUCAUGGGAGCGACAAACUGUUUAUCAAAAGAAAAUUUCAGCUACUUGGAAUUCUGAGUAUAUAAAAAAGUCAUCUUCUUCAGGACUUCUAUCAUGGCCUGAUGUAUCUGUUGGAUAUCAACAGCAAAGAAGAGGUUCCUUACAGCUUUGGCAAUUUUUAGUUACGUUAUUAGAUGACCCAGCUAAUUCUCCGUGCAUUACAUGGACUGGUCGUGGGAUGGAAUUCAAAUUAAUUGAACCAGAAGAAGUAGCGCGAAGAUGGGGGAUACAAAAGAACCGCCCUGCAAUGAAUUAUGAUAAACUUAGUAGAUCAUUAAGAUAUUAUUAUGAAAAAGGAAUUAUGCAAAAAGUUGCUGGUGAAAGAUAUGUUUAUAAAUUUGUCUGUGAUCCAGAGGCAUUAUUUAACAUGGCCUAUGGUGUUGGAGUUUCAAAUCCAACCGCUGAAUCUUCAGGUACAGUAGCCAGAACUAGUAUCAAUAAAAUUGAAGCCACUACAAAUAUUUCGGAUUCUACAAAACAUCCAUCAGAAGGGUAUGGAGAUGCUGUCCUUGCGAUGUAUUCAAAUACAACUAUGUAUGGACAAUCGAGCUUACAUCACUUACAUCAGUAUCUCGGGACGAACGAUGGUUUCAAAACACCACCAGCACGCUACCAUACUCAUCAUCACACCCAUCAGUAUAAUAGUCAUCUUCAUCACCAUUAUCAUCACCAUCAUCAUUCUUCUUCGCCGUAUUCCGACUCAUUUUUAAACUAUAGCCGUCUAUCGCAGGAAUUACCAUAUGAUAUUAGAACUCAAGAGCCUAUUAAUUCGACGUGUAAUGAUUAUUUCCACGAUGAGCAUUCCACCAAAGUCAAGGAGUCAUCAGUAGCAUUCGAUUCAUCACAAAUACGAAGCCAAUUGUCUAGUUCCUUAUCAAGCUCAGAAAAUUCAAAUAUUUUGGAAACUUCAUCCACUAGUUCAAAAAUUGAACAAGCUUAUAGUUGUUUGAGUGUUGAUAGCUGUGUAUGUUAGAAAUACAUUGAUAUUUAUAAUUCAAAUUUACUUGAUACAGGCAAAAAACAACCAAUAUUUUUAUUUCACAGUAGUAAGUAAGGGGGCGUCCAUAAACCACGUAACCUUGUCGAGAGGGGGGAGGGAUAAGUUUA